CUUACCGGCAUGCUAAACAAUUUCUUCGCUCCCAUGCUCCAUUGCAGUAACUGGGGGCCCUUGAAUUGCUUGAGACUCAGUCUGAGAAGAGAGACUCUCAGCUGCCUCCUCUUUCUCUCUCUCAGCUGCCACUUCAACAGUCCACAUACACACACCCCUCUGUUUUUCCAGCUCCUCUACCUUUUCUCUCUACUGGGUUUUAGUGGUUUUGCAGAAUCUGUAGCAGUGGCCUUUGAGCUAUGGCGACUGAAGAUGGAACCUUUGCUAAAAACGGUGGCGGCAUUUUCACAAACGAAGCUGAGCCUUCAACCUACAUGGAUGGAGUUUCCACUGAGAUAAUUGAAGAAGCACCUCCUGGCCAUCUGUGGAGACGACAGAACCUCGUCUUACAGAUACCUUCAAGAACUCUUGAGGAUGCCAAAGAGAAUUUUGUGAGAAUAAACAUGCCCCCAACGCCGAGCCCCACUCCCAAAAGAGUAAAUUUCUCCCCAUUACCCAGCCCUAGUUUAGCCAAAAUCAAUGCGUCCCCAGGUCCCUCGUUGUCAAAAACUAAAUCGACCACAAAAAGAAGCCUCCUUCCAAGACUAAGUUUCAAAAAUUGGAACACUACUUCGGAUAUUGAGAAGGCUGCCACUCGAGCACUAGGAGGCUUACCUGCAGGGACACAUGAGAAGCCUUCAACUCCAAGGGCCUGGUCCUUUGCAACGCUUUUAACUCCCAGGACGAAAACCGCAUCAUCCUUGCCUGCAACUCCAAUUGCUCACUCAAAUCUAGAGUCCAUGCAUGGCAGGAACACAAUUGAUCUAAAAGCAGAGGCCCAACGACCUAUUUGCCGCUCACGUUCUGUUCCUGCGAUUAAGAAAGAUGGAAGUAUAUAUGCAGGCAGUGUCAUUCGUGUAAUUCCAACCACGCCACGAGUGGCUGAGAGGACUGUCACGACUACGUCAAGCACAUCCCCAAUAAAUGUCACUAAUGGAAGUGAUGAUGGUGGUGAAGAUAUUGCUGAAGAAGAAGCUGUUUGUCGAAUUUGCUUAGUUGAGCUAGGUGAAGAUGCCGACACCCUCAAGAUGGAAUGCAGCUGUAAAGGCGACCUUGCUCUUGCCCACCAAAAAUGUGCUGUAAAAUGGUUCAGCAUUAAGGGUAAUAAAACAUGCGAUGUGUGCGGAGAAGAUGUUCAGAACCUGCCAGUCACACUUUUACGAAUUCAAAAUUCUCAGGCUGUUAAUUUUCGAGCAAGUAGAGCACAGCAGGCUGAGGUUAAUCAAUAUAGGGUUUGGCAGGAUGUUCCGAUCCUUGCCAUAGUUAGCAUGCUUGCUUACUUCUGUUUUCUUGAGCAGCUUCUGGUGGGGAAAAUGGGAUCGCACGCAAUCACUCUCUCUCUUCCUUUUUCCUGCAUCUUGGGUCUACUGGCAUCCAUGACAUCGUCCACAAUGGUGAGAAGAAGAUAUGUCUGGAGUUAUGCAACUACACAGUUUGCACUGGUCGUCAUUGCAGCACAUCUACUUUAUUCAUUGAUUCACAUGCAGGCAGUUCUGGCUCUUCUCCUCGCCACCUUUUCAGGGUUCGGAAUUACAAUGUGUGGAAGCUCUAUCAUUGUUGAGGCUUUGAGAUGGAGGGGAAGAUGGCGUUCUCGGCAGUCAAAUCAACAGCAUGGUUCUCAGGAGGUGACACAACCGAAUCAAUCACCACAGAAUACACAACAAACACAAACGAAUCCCCGACAGCGGGAAAAUGAACCUCAAGGUGCAGAACUUACUCAUGGCUCUGCUUCUGUAUGCACAAAUACCACCGCUGCAUGCUAAGGGAAAGUCUGGCUGUAAACUGCCCCAAAAUAUAGCACAUGUUAAGCGUUGUACAUAAACUGUUUUGUAUACAUAGUUUGGCUUGAGAGCCACAUUGUUUGGCUCGUCCUUCGUUUA
Malus domestica (apple) is the source of this 1919-nucleotide messenger RNA. RefSeq lists its product as uncharacterized. Gene Ontology annotation, molecular function: zinc ion binding. The record is from RefSeq and is a predicted model, not a curated record. NCBI's taxonomy places the organism in Eukaryota, Viridiplantae, Streptophyta, Magnoliopsida, Rosales, Rosaceae.